This is a messenger RNA of Ylistrum balloti, 2978 nucleotides long. Its product is annotated as 5-hydroxytryptamine receptor 4-like. Gene Ontology annotation, molecular function: G protein-coupled receptor activity. The record is from RefSeq and is a predicted model, not a curated record. Gene Ontology annotation, biological process: adenylate cyclase-activating adrenergic receptor signaling pathway. NCBI's taxonomy places the organism in Eukaryota, Metazoa, Mollusca, Bivalvia, Pectinida, Pectinidae. The transcript has 2 exons. The coding region runs from base 1655 to 2770 and encodes 371 amino acids. Gene Ontology annotation, cellular component: membrane.
UGUGUUCAUCACGUUGUGACAAGCUACGAUAUGGUUAUGAACAGAGAAUACUCUUUUUUCUGAAAGAGAGAGAGAGGGAAAAAAAAGCAGGGCCAUUUUUGUUUCUGAUGGAGUUUUAUUGCAGCAGUUAUGUGCACGUUAGAAACACUUUGCUGCGCGUUUGGCAACACGAUUAGACUCGGUGUACAUAAAAAUACUGAAAAUCGUUUUACCAAAAGGAACUCUACUUUCAACACUAAGAACCGACCAGUAUCAUCUCUGAGGAAUUACCUAAGUAUUAACUAUGUUACGAGACCGGGACUACACACAGGAUCCAAACACAAUAUUCCAUAUGCUCUAGACAAGUUUUGGGGAGUCGUCUUACCGUAGAUGUAUGAGUUUACCAGAGAUACAUAUAUAACGAGUUGUUGUUGGAUGUUGAGAAUUUCCAUGGAUACAAUACGCUGAUGUUACAUGAGUACUGCCUGGUAGCAUUGUCUAACUGGAGUUUUUCCCCACAAGUCCCGGCGUGCCUCGAAUCCCCCAUUCUAUACAUGACAAAAAUACCAAUGCGUUAACAUAACACGCUGGCAGGAGGUCGUUAGGGGAGCUAAUUUUUACUGACAAUUGCAGCAUAACUACUUAUGAUAUUUGUGCUAACUACAAUACCCCAUGUGGAGCCCCCACGGGCUACAGAGACUUGGGGUAGAAUAUAUAUGUUGUAAAAAAGACUAGUUUCUCCAUUUCUGUUUGGGAGACGCUGGGUAACGCACGUGAGGCUGUUAUACUUGUGUGGGACAGAACGGAAAUUCGACCUAUAAAUAUAUACAGCGUGAUUAUACCAGCAUUAGGAGCGACAAGUCUUCUACAUGAAAACUGUUCCAAGAUAUGACAAUACAAAAAUGAUAUUGUGGAGUAUACAGGUGCAUUCGUUUUGAUCGUCAUUUGGCGCGUUCGAUACCGGUUAAUCAUAACAUAGUGGUUGUGAUAGGUAACCAAUGUAUACAAAAAGCCAAACAGCACUCCUAUUGGACUUCUAAAAAGAGAAGAUUAUGGAUACCUGAAAUGAAAAGCGUGUUCGAUAACUCUCGUCUACAAGGGAGUGGAAAUAUACUUCUGACGUCACUUGAAUCAUUCCGCUCGCCUUAGUACUCGUGAAUGAUGUUUUAUUAUUGUAAUAUAACAAAGCGUAACUUCACUGACUCGUUAGUGUUAUAAAUCACUUGGGAUCGCAGAACAUAUUCAUGAUUGAUGACAAAUUUUGAUUCUAUUACAGUGUCAACUUUGGAUGUAUAAUUUCUUGGAAACUGUGUACACUUUAUACGCCAACAAAAACCGGACGUCCGAAGAGAGGGGAUAAUGUUUCUGAGUUUGGAAUUUUAAUGUAUCAACACACGACGCUCUCAGAUGAAAUACAGACAUUGCUGUGAUAUCUGGACACCAGAAGGAAAGCAGUAGUGAGUAUCGGCCUUGUUUGUGUGUGCCCAUCACAGGAUUUCCAUUAAAGGAGGUAAAACUACUACUGAAUGGACCGGAAGUUCUACAACAACGAAAGAAGUUCCAGUUAUGAAAUGAAAAACAAUGCUAACAAAGAACAGUUGCAUGUAACGAUCAUCAAACCCGUGUCAAAGUAGAAUAGACCACUGACCAGUGUGCGUUUGAUGUUUUUCAAGGAAUGCUAAAUACAACGCCGGAAGUGAACUGUUCUGUCCUAUUGGAGGGCAAACAGGGUCCCCCGCCAUUCUAUUCGGUGGAAGUUCGGGCUGUGCUCGGUCUAAUUCUGACGUUAUUUCCUGUGCUUACGUUUUUCGGAAACACGCUUGUGAUAGUAGCUGUGUUCACGCAUAAACGCUUGCGCACCAUCACAAAUGUGUUCGUGGUGUCUCUAGCGCUUGCCGACUGCAUGGUGGCACUGUCGGUGAUGCCGUUCGGAGUAUAUCAACAGCUUAGUAAUAAGUCAUGGGCGCUUGGUCACACACUUUGUCUGGUAUCGACGAGUUUAGACGUUAUGUUUACAACGACAUCCAUCAUACAUCUGUCAUGUCUCGCCAUCGACAGAUACCUUGCCAUUUGUCGUCCAUUUCUCCAUGAACGACUUAACAAUUCAGUGAUCGCUGGCAUGGUCGUAUGCUGUUGGUUCACGCCCAUUUUGAUAUCAUUUGUUCCAAUAAUGAACGAAUGGAACCUGUUUGGAAUCGAAGAUUUGUACCAUUGUAUGUUUCCGGAUGAUUCGACUUGUAGUUUCAUGGUGAACACCGCUUUCGCCGUUGUAUGUUCUACCAUAGCGUUUUACCUCCCGACUAUUUUUAUGAUUGUGUGCAACGUAAGAAUAUAUAUAGCAGCAGAAAAACAAGCAAAACAUAUCCGUAGUUUAGAACUUAACUUGCACAAGCAUCACACCGGGAAAUUGAAACGGGAGACAAAAGCUGCGAAAACGAUCUCGAUCAUUAUGGGAUGUUUCUGUGUGUGCUGGUUUCCGUUUUUCAUCCUCAAUAUCAUUGAUCCAAUGAUUGGCUACACAAUUCCGUACAUCCCCUGGACAGUGGCCUUGUGGCUAGGGUAUCUCAACUCCAUGCUCAAUCCCUUUCUCUAUUACAACUUUAACAGGGGGUUCAGAAUGGCGUUCAGGAGGCUGCUCACAUUCAAAGUGUGUCGAGGUGUGAGUGAGUUUGAGGACGAAUACGUCAGUGUGGCAAACCUAUCGACGGAAGUGACGCACAAUGGCCACAGUCCGGCAAACACUGAGGUUUCGAACCCUAUGUCCACAGAACUAUCAGAUCUUAGCACUUAAUUACGGAUUAGUGUAGAAAAAUGUAUAUGCUCUCAUUAUAUUUAAUACUUACAAAUUAACAAAUUUGAUUAACAUUGUUAUGUGAUGUUCGCUAUUUUUAUGCCAUUCUUGCUUAUUUUUUUUAAAGAUGUACACAUUUUAAUAAACUCGCAAAUAGGCAGGGUGUCUCCUAUCCUGGUGCAUUUUGCGUAUUUUACGGAUGAAAGUA